Molecule: messenger RNA, 5743 nt
Organism: Pungitius pungitius (ninespine stickleback)
Lineage: Eukaryota; Metazoa; Chordata; Actinopteri; Perciformes; Gasterosteidae
Product: paramyosin, long form-like
Exons: 26
Coding region: 95-3898 (1267 amino acids)
Molecular function (GO): protein binding
Source: RefSeq, a predicted model, not a curated record
UGGUCACUGGGAGACAUUUGUAUAGAGUGCAUGUUGACUAAAAAAACAGAUUCCAUAUCACUUUUUGGCAUUUUUGGAGGGUUGAGGUUUAACAAUGAGGGGAGCUCUGCUGCUCGUUUUACUGCUCUGUCUGUCUGGGACAUAUGCGCAAACAGCAGUUAAAGCAGCUCCUCUGUCAACUGAUCAGAAAAUCGUGGACAUAUGGGAUGAGCUGAAAGCUCUGAGAUUCAUUGUAGAGGACGAAACCGUGGACUUGAAGAAUGCCAGAGCUGACCUGAGAACCCAGAUGCGGAAAACUGAUGAUCUAGAGAACGAGAACAUAGAAAUUAGAUCCAGACUGACAGAAUAUGAAAACAGUUUGUUAGCGAUUUCAACGGAGCUGGAAGCGACUAAAGCUGAACAGCAGCUGGAGAAGAACAAACUGGUGGAGGCCGAGAGAAAGAUUGCUGAUAUCAUCUCCAGACUGACAAAUACUGAAAAAAAUGUGGUAACGAUUACAGCGGAUCUGGAAGCGACUAAAGCAGAACAGCAGCUAGAGAAGAACAAACUGGCGGAGGCAAGGAAACUCCUUUCUGAUAUGAACUCCAGACUGACAAAUACUGAAAGAAAUGUGGUAACGAUUACAACGGAUCUGGAAGCGACUAAAGCUGAACAGCAGCUAGAGAAGAACAAACUGGCGGAGGCAAGGAAACUCCUUUCUGAUAUGAACUCCAGACUGACAAAUACUGAAAACAAUAUGGUAGCGAUGAGAACGGAUCUGGAAGCUACUAAAGCUGAACAGCAGCUGGAGAAGAACAAACUGGCGGAGGCAAGGAAACUCCUUUCUGAUAUGAACUCCAGACUGACAAAUACUGAAAACAAUAUGGUAGCGAUGAGAACGGAUCUGGAAGCUACUAAAGCUGAACAGCAGCUGGAGAAGAACAAACUGGCGGAGGCAAGGAAACUCCUUUCUGAUAUGAACUCCAGACUGACAAAUACUGAAAGAAGUGUGGCAGUGAUUACACCGGAUCUGGAAGCGACUAAAGCUGAACAGCAGCUAGAGAAGAACAAACUGGCGGAGGCAAGGAAACUCCUUUCUGAUUUGAACUCCAGACUGACAAAUACUGAAAGAAAUGUGGUAGCGAUUACAGGGGAUCUGGAAGCGACUAAAGCUGAACAGCAGCUGGAGAAGAACAAACUGGCGGAGGCAAGGAAACUCCUUUCUGAUAUGAACUCCAGACUGACAAAUACUGAAAACAAUGUGGUAGCGAUUACAGCGGAUCAGGAACCGACUAAAGCUGAACAGCAGCUGCAGAACCAACUGGCAGAGGCAAGGAAACUCCUUUCUGAUAUGAACUCCAGACUGACAAAUACUGAACAAAGUGUGGCAGCGAUUACACCGGAUCUGGAAGCGACUAAAGCUGAACAGCAGCUAGAGAAGAACAAACUGGUGGAGGCAAGGAAACUCCUUUCUGAUAUGAACUCCAGACUGACAAAUACUGAAAACAAUGUGGCAGCGACUAAAGCUGAACAGCAGCUGGAGAAGAACAAACUGGCGGAGGCAAAGAAACUCAUUUCUGAUCUGCAAUCCAGACAGAAAGAUACUGAAAAUAAUGUAGGAAAUAUUAGAACGGAGCUGGAAGCGACUAAAGUUGAACACCAGCUGGAAAGGGACAAACUGGUGGAGGCUGAGAGAAAGAUUGCUGAUAUGAAAUCCAGACUGACAGAUACCGAAAACAAUGUAGCAAAUAUUACAAAGGAGCUGGAAGCGACUAAAGCUGAUCUGGUGGCGGCUGAGAGAAAGAUUGCUGCUAUGCAAUCCAGACACACAAAUACUGAAAACAAUGUGGGAAGUAUUAGAACGGAGCUGGAAGCGACUAAAGCUGAACAGCAGCAGGAGAAGAACAAACUGGUGGAGGCUGAGAGAAAGAUUUCUGACAUGAACUCCAAAAUGAAAAAAACUGAAAACAAUUUGGUAACGAUUAAAGCGGAUCUGGAAGCGACUAAAGCUGAACAGCAGCUUGAGAAGAACAAACUGGUGGAGGCUGAGAAAGUCAAUUCUGAUAUAAACUCCAGACUGACAGAUACUGAAAACAAGGUGAAAGCAACGACAGCGGAGCUGGAAGCGACUAAAGCUGAACAACAGUUGGAGAAGAACAAUCUGGUGGAGGCUGAGAGACGGAUUUCUGUAACAGCAGCAGAACUGGCAACCCUGGUGUCCAAAGUGACAACCUGUGAGCGGGAGGCACAGAAUCAGAAGGAGGCGAUGAAUGCUCUUAGGGACGAGCUGGGCAUUUCUAAGACUAAACAACAGUCCUUUGGGAACGAAUUGCAAGAUAUGCAAAAGACAACUACAGUAACAGCAGCAGAACUGGCAACCCUGGUGUCCAAAGUGACAACCUUUGAGCAGGAGGCACAGAAUCAGAAGGAGGCGGUGAAUGUUCUCAGGGACGAGCUGGGCCUUUCUAAGACUAAACAACAGUCCUUUGGGAACGAAUUGCAAGAUAUGCAAAAGACAUCUACAGUAACAGCAGCAGAACUGGCAACCCUGGUGUCCAAAGUGACAACCUGUGAGCGGGAGGCACAGAAUCAGAAGGAGGCGGUGAAUGCUCUUAGGGACGAGCUGGGCCUUUCUAAGACUAAACAACAGUCCUUUGGGAACGAAUUGCAAGAUAUGCAAAAGACAUCUACAGUAACAGCAGCAGAACUGGCAACCCUGGUGUCCAAAGUGACAACCUUUGAGCGGGAGGCACAGAAUCAGAAGGAGGCGGUGAAUGCUCUUAGGGACGAGCUGGGCCUUUCUAAGACUAAACAACAAUCCUUUGGGAACGAAUUGCAAGAUAUGCAAAAGACAUCUACAGUAACAGCAGCAGAACUGGCAACCCUGGUGUCCAAAGUGACAACCUUUGAGCGGGAGGCACAGAAUCAGAAGGAGGCGGUGAAUGCUCUCAGGGACGAGCUGGGCCUUUCUAAGACUAAACAACAGUCCUUUGGGAACGAAUUGCAAGAUAUGCAAAAGACAUCUACAGUAACAGCAGCAGAACUGGCAACCCUGGUGUCCAAAGUGACAACCUUUGAGCGGGAGGCACAGAAUCAGAAGGAGGCGGUGAAUGCUCUCAGGGACGAGCUGGGCCUUUCUAAGACUAAACAACAGUCCUUUGGGAACGAAUUGCAAGAUAUGCAAAAGACAUCUACAGUAACAGCAGCAGAACUGGCAACACUGGUGUCCAAAGUGACAACCUGUGAGCGGGAGGCACAGAAUCAGAAGGAGGCGAUGAAUGCUCUUAGGGACGAGCUGGGCAUUUCUAAGACUAAACAACAGUCCUUUGGGAACGAAUUGCAAGAUAUGCGAAAGACAACUACAGUAACAGCAGCAGAACUGGCAACCCUGGUGUCCAAAGUGACAACCUGUGAGCGGGAGGCACAGAAUGCUCUCAGGGACGAGCUGGGCAUUUCUAAGACUAAACAGUCUUUUGGGGACAGAUUGGAUGAAAUGCAAAGGACAUCUGCAGCCGCUCCGAAGCUGGCUUUCUCUGCUGGCUUGACCACUUCAGGAAACAUUGGACCAUUCACCACUGAAACUACACUCGUCUAUGGACGAGUCUUCACAAACAUCGGGGGGGCUUACAACCCCACGACAGGCAUCUUCACGGCACCGUUCAAGGGAGUUUACUAUUUCAGAUGCACAGCCUUCAACAACAAGAAAGGACAGUGGAUGGCGGUGAAUUUAUACCAUAAUCAUGAGAUUAUUAUGCAUAAUUCAGAGGUAGCUAAUGGUCAUACCACUAUUGCUAAUGCAUUAAUUUUACAGCUGGAACAGGGAAGUGUGGUCUAUAUGUGUCUCCAAAAAAACUGUGGGCUUUAUGACGAUUCUACAACCUGGAACACCUUCAGUGGUUUUCUGCUUUUUACUCUGUAACUUUUCAAUUUAGUUGAUCUCCACCAAGACUUUGAGGAUUUGCACUUUUGUGUCCAUUUUCUUCCUGAAUUGUGAAUACUUUCCUUGGUGUCUCAAAUUGAUCAAGCCAUUGACAGACAAAGGAGACUCCAGCAGACUUUUUCAGACAGUUUCUCAGACUACUCUUAUGAAAACUGCCAUGCAUAGGAAUGUAACACAUAGUAUCUGUAUGCUUUACUCAGUAAUUCUGCUGUCUUAAGAUGUGAUAUGGAUAGCGUGGUUGGAACUUUUUAUAUCAAUGCAUUAUAAAGAAACAUGCUUUUAAUCUCUUUAAAAAACAGUAUUUAGAACAAAAUGUUAAAUUGUAUUACCCUUUCAUUACAUAUGUAAAUAUCAACAACUAUUUCUAUUAAGCUGAAUUAAUGAAAUUGUUUGCAGUGAGAGAAAUCAUCAAUCGAUCAGUCGGUGUUGACUAGAGUAAAUUGUACAUGGUAACACAGAGCUACAUCAUAGAGUGAAGUAGUACAAAGUACAACAACAUAGUAAACUAUUUUAACAGUGACUUAACGUAAUAACCAGUUUGACGGAUACAGCCUUUGCUGUUCUAUGGACUGGUAUCAUUUAAAAAAGAAGUGCUCCAUUACUCACACUGUAAUGCAUUCCCUGGUCUCAUCACGGUGGUCUAAGAUACAGGUCUGGGUAGGACGUGUCAAAGAAAGUCAAGUAAACAAUAUAGUGUAUGAGCACAUACACAUACAGACAAGUAAUUAGACCAGCACCACAAUCCCUCACACCUCGGCUGAGAAUAAGGAUUGGAGAAACAUGGUAAUAGAAGAUAGGGUGGAGCUGCCUUUCACCAUUCUCUGCUUCAAUGCCAGAGUGACAAAGUGGCUGAGGCGAGAACCCAGGUAGAAAAAUAAUACAUUUAAUGAUAGAGCUGGCUUUAAACUGUGUUUCCGUCACUUUAAAAGACAGCUGUCAUAGUGUGUCAGUGUGCUUAUCAUUCAAAAUGUUUCAUACCAUUUAUACCGACUGGCUGAAGGCUCUGAAUUUACUGACACAUAAUAGUCUCUCACAUCCUAUUUGCAGUGGCUACUUCAGGCUGCUUUCCACAAAGUAUUCACUCUAAAAGUCCUCUUUCACUUUGGGCUUUCAAAUCUUUAAUUUGGAAGCAGUGUUUAGCAUUAACUUAACAAACUCUGUUAGAUGCUCAGACUGCUGUGUUCGGGCCCAGAUUUUCCUUCUCUCCUGCCACAUGUUUCCAAGUCUUUGCUCAGCAAACUCAAGGUGAGUCAGGCCACUCCGGCAUGUUUUCUGGCUGAUUAAAUGCCAGUGUAAGCAAGAACGGAUCACUGAGCACACAGACUUGACAGUCAAUUCAUACUGACAUGACUGGGUGUCAAAAGUCCCAUUAAAAAGAAGUGUAAACAAUGCCUCUGUCAUUGCACAUGUGUUGAUCGAGGCCUGGGUAAGCACAACUUGAAUGCCCUAAGCUCUUUUUUGGAAAGAAAGAUUUGGGACGAGCGGAUACCGCGAAAAGUGCAAGCAGCAAUACCAGAGGCCAAUAAAUUGUCACCUUCCAAACAGCCACAUUUUGAUUGGACAUGGUAGUAGCGUCUAUUGAUUUCACAACAUCAAGAAAACAUAGCUGCGGUGAGAAAAAGGGAGGUAAACGGUUUGGGAGAGGGGUCAAAUUGAGUUCAUUGUUGUCGCUGUAAUGCUAAAGUGACAGAAAUAAUUACUAUCUGCACAAAGGCAUGAAGGGAUGCAAUUUGUAGGAAUGAGAUCAGAAUAAUAACAAUAUGUAGUCUGUAUUUAUAUCUAUAAUUAUUGUAGUACUGCAGGAAACAAUGCUUUACAAAUAGA